AUGAAGCUUCUCCUUAUAUUCGUCUUGCUUGUUCUGGCCAUUGCUCAAGCUAAACCAAGACGCAGAGAGAGAGUAAAACAUAAACCUGGCUUAGGUGGAUUAGUAUUAACAGAGACUGGUCAGCUGUGCCAUUUCCCAUUCCAUCAUGCCCGCAUGCUGCACCACACUUGUAUCAGAAGAGGAAGACUCAGGCCAUGGUGUUCACUCACAGGGAACUUUGACAAAGACAAACUCUGGUCAUUCUGUGUGGAAGGGUCCAAAGUCACAGAUCAUUGUGAGGACAACCCAUGUGAACCCAGAGGUAUAUGCAAAAACACUUUAAGAGGCUAUAACUGUGUGUGCCAUGAGCCAUACACAGGCAAGAACUGCAAAAAAGAUAAAUGCUUUGAUGCAACACUGCUACAGUACUUUGAGCCCCAGGACAAGUGGCUAAGAUACAAACACCCCAUCUUGGAAGAAUGUACCUGUGGCGAGAAGGAGACUGUUUGCAAAGUAACAACAGGCAUGCGCUGCUCUGACAACUCAUGUCUCCAUGGAGGACACUGCAUUAAAAACAAAAAUAGCAAGGUGUGUGGCUGUACACAGGGAUACAUUGGACCUUACUGUGGGAUAAAUAAAAAUGAAAAUUGCUUCUCUGGAAAUGGCACCAGCUAUAGAGGAACUGCAAAGGUCACAGUGACAGGUACACCAUGUUUAAACUGGGAAUCUGACAUCAUUCAUCAUGAGGUUUCCAUAUACAGCGGACAUCAUGCAAAGAAACAUGGCAUAGGUCCUCAUUCAUAUUGCAGGAACCCAGAUGGGGACAUACAGCCUUGGUGUUUUGUAGAGAAAAAUGAAGUCCUCAGCUGGGAACACUGUGAUAUUCCUCAUUGUCAACAGCCGACAGGCAGCAAACCUCCGACACAAACCAAUAAACCUCCACUACCAACAAAAACGCCCAGUCAUCCCAUUAGCACCACUGUUCCCCACAGUACAGCAGCUAGUAAAGAUGUCAAUCGUGCAAUACCUGUAGAAUGUGGGAAGAGAUUCUUAAAAAGCCCUUCUAUGACGCCACGUAUUGUAGGGGGACUGGUGGCACUCCCUGCUUCUCAUCCAUAUAUGGCAGCCAUCUAUAUAGGAGAACAGUUUUGCGGUGGAUCCCUCAUCUCCUCCUGCUGGGUUGUAACGGCUGCUCACUGUUUAGAUCACAAGCCAAGUGUGAAGACAAUCACUGUGGUGCUAGGACAGAGUCUAUUUAACACUACAGACCAACGUACAGUAAAAUUUCCAGUUCACAAAUACAUUCUUCAUAAACUCUAUUCUGACGAUACUUUUCAACAUGAUAUAGCACUGGUGAAACUGCAAGGUGUAAAUGGAGUGUGUGCCCAGUUCUCCCAGUUUGUACAGCCUGCGUGUUUACCACAGAGCACCAUGACAGCUGCAUCUGCACAGAAUUGUGAAGUGGUUGGUUGGGGUCAUCAGUACGAUGGGGCCGAUCAUUAUGCAUUUUAUCUGCAGGAAGCACAAGCGCCAAUCCUUUCAAGUGCACAAUGCAAAUCUCCUCUUUCUCAUGGUAGUAAGAUAAUGGCUGGUAUGAUGUGUGCUGGCUCCAUGGAAGGAGGUGUUGAUGCAUGCCAAGGAGACUCUGGAGGACCCCUGGUGUGUGAAGUGGACAGCAGAGUGCAGCUAUUUGGUGUUGUUAGCUGGGGGUCUGGCUGUGCUGAGGAGAAUAAGCCCGGUGUCUACACUGAUGUUCCCAAAUACACAGAAUGGAUUUUGACUAACAUUGAUUAGGUUUUUUGGGACAGUGAUACCACACUAGAAAUCACUCAUUAUG
Nanorana parkeri is the source of this 1816-nucleotide messenger RNA. RefSeq names its product coagulation factor XII (gene F12). The transcript is spliced from 15 exons. Gene Ontology annotation, biological process: zymogen activation; blood coagulation. Lineage: Eukaryota; Metazoa; Chordata; Amphibia; Anura; Dicroglossidae. The record is from RefSeq and is a predicted model, not a curated record. Gene Ontology annotation, molecular function: calcium ion binding; serine-type endopeptidase activity. Bases 1 to 1773 code for a protein of 590 amino acids. Gene Ontology annotation, cellular component: extracellular region; rough endoplasmic reticulum.